AUGAAGACGAUUAUUUUUAUCUUUGCCUUUUGCCUCGUUGGUAUUCUGGCAGUUUCUGAAGAAUCAAUAAAUAAGCUACGUAAAAUAGAGUCAGUUUGCGCCGAAGAAAAUGGUAUUGACCUAAAGAAAGCAGACGACGUUAAGAAGGGUAUUUUCGAUAAAAAUGAUGAAAAAUUGGCUUGUUACGUUGAUUGUAUGCUGAAAAAAGUCGGAUUUGUUAACGCAGACACAACUUUCAACGAAGAAAAAUUCAGAGAAAGGACAACGAAAUUAGACAGUGAACAGGUCAAUCGAUUAGUCAACAAUUGUAAAGAUAUCACUGAAUCCAAUUCGUGUAAGAAAUCUAGUAAAUUACUGCAAUGUUUCAUAGACAACAAUCUGAUGAAGAUAUUUGAAUAA
This is a messenger RNA of Apis mellifera (honey bee), 399 nucleotides long. RefSeq names its product odorant binding protein 13 (gene Obp13). NCBI's taxonomy places the organism in Eukaryota, Metazoa, Arthropoda, Insecta, Hymenoptera, Apidae. Gene Ontology annotation, molecular function: odorant binding. The record is from RefSeq and is marked provisional. Gene Ontology annotation, biological process: sensory perception of smell.